UCAGUUCCAGUUGUCGGAGCAGGAAAGCAGACAGGUCACGUUGUUUUGUAGACCCGGAAGACGAUGCGACCGCAGCCAUGAGUGCAGGAGAGGGACUAGAUGAGGCUGCGAAGGACGCGGCAGACAUAGCGGCGUUUUUCAAAUCUGAUUGCUCUCUUCCAAAAUGUGAAUCCAAACUGGAUGGCCCAGGUCAAACCUCAGGGUUUCAUCGCAAUGAGGAUAUGAAGGCCAUUGAUGUGCUUCCCAUCCUCAAGGAGAAGGUUGCCUUUCUCUCAGGGGGCAGAGACAGACGCGGAGGUCCCGUUCUCACCUUUCCAGCACGGAGCAACCAUGACAGAAUACGAUCCGAAGACCUGCGCAGGCUCAUUGCCUACCUGGCUACUAUUCCCAGUGAGGAGGUGGCCAGACAUGGCUUCACAGUCAUUGUGGACAUGCGUGGUUCUAAGUGGGACAGCAUCAAGCCUCUGCUGAAGAUCCUCCAGGAGUCCUUCCCGUCUUGUAUCCACGUCGCCCUCAUCAUCAAGCCAGACAACUUCUGGCAGAAGCAGAGGACCAACUUCGGCAGCUCCAAGUUUGAAUUUGAGACGGUGAUGGUCUCCUUAGAGGGUUUAUCCAAGAUUGUGGACCCAUCCCAGCUGACAGCUGACUUUGAGGGCAGCUUAGAGUACAACCAUGACGACUGGAUUGAGGUGCGGCUGUCGUUUGAGACCUUUGCCAGCGAUGCAGCGCGGGCACUGGCACGCCUUGAGGAGCUUCAGGAAACCUUGUCCCAGCGUGAUCUCUCGCGGGACCUGGAGGGGUCUCGGCGGCUCAUGGAAGAACAUGCAGGACUGAAGAAAAGGGCCACUAAGGCAUCGGUGGAGGAGCUGGAUGCGCAGGGACGAAGGCUGCUACAAAGGCUACAGUUACAAACUGCAGGAGGUGGAAGUAGCAGUGAAAGCGGGUACGGUAACCGCAGUGGCGGAGCUAGUGGAGAUUCCAACGACCAUCAUCACGGCUUCCAUGCACAUGCGGACGCACACAACCUAGUUGCCAAAGUGACGGGUUUGUUGGAUAAGCUGCAUGGGACACGUCAGAACCUGCAGCAGCUGUGGCACAUGAGGAAACUGAAGCUGGACCAGUGCUUCCAGUUGCGUCUGUUCGAACAGGACGCAGAGAAGAUGUUCGACUGGAUCAUGCACAACAAAGGGCUUUUUCUCACCAGUUACACGGAGAUCGGAGGGAACCACCAGCAUGCUGUAGAGCUGCAGACCCAGCACAACCACUUUGCUAUGAACUGCAUGAAUGUGUAUGUGAACAUCAAUCGGAUCAUGUCGGUAGGAAACCGGCUUCUGGAGUCAGGCCACUACGCCUCCCAGCAGAUCCAGCAGAUCUCAGGACAGCUGGAGCAGGAGUGGAAGGCCUUCGCUGCAGCGCUGGACGAACGCAGCACCCUGCUGGAGAUGUCUGCCAGCUUCCACCAGAAAGCGGACCAGUACAUGAGUAAAGUGGAGCCAUGGUGUAAGGCAUGUGGUGAAGGAGAGCUGCCCUCUGAACUCCAGGAUCUGGAAGACACAAUCCACCAUCACCAGGGACUAUAUGAGCACAUCACAACCGCAUACUCUGAGGUAAGCCAGGAUGGGAAGUCUCUUUUAGACAAACUACAGCGACCUUUGACCCCAGGAAGUGCUGAUUCAUUGAUGGCAUCAGCUAACUACUCCAAGGCUGUGCACCACGUCCUAGACAUCAUCCACGAGGUGCUGCAUCACCAGAGGCAGCUGGAAAACAUCUGGCAACAUCGCAAAGUCCGCCUGCACCAAAGGCUGCAGCUGUGUGUCUUUCAGCAGGAUGUACAGCAAGUGCUGGACUGGAUAGAAAACCAUGGCGAGGCCUUCCUCAGUAAACACACUGGUGUUGGGAAGUCUUUACACAGAGCCAGGGCUCUGCAGAAGAGACACGAAGACUUUGAGGAGGUUGCACAGAACACCUACACCAAUGCUGACAAAUUGCUGGAGGCAGCAGAGCAGCUGGCUCAGACCGGAGAGUGUGACCCAGAGGAAAUUUACCAGGCUGCCCACCAGCUAGAAGAUCGCAUCCAGGACUUUGUACGACGUGUCGAGCAGCGUAAAGUCCUCCUGGACAUGUCUGUUGCCUUCCACACACACGUCAAAGAGCUAUGGACGUGGUUGGAGGAGCUUCAGAAGGAACUGCUGGAUGAUGUGUAUGCAGAGUCGGUGGAAGCAGUGCAGGACCUGAUUAAGCGUUUCGGCCAGCAGCAGCAGACCACCCUACAGGCUACUGUCAAUGUCAUCAAGGAGGGAGAAGACCUCAUACAGCAGCUCAGAGACUCGGCCAUCUCGAGCAACAAGACUCCUCACAACAGCUCCAUGGCCCACAUCGAGAGCGUGCUGCAGCAGCUGGACGAGGCCCAGGGCCAGAUGGAGGAACUGUUCCAAGAAAGGAAGAUCAAGCUGGAGCUCUUCCUCCAGCUCCGCAUCUUUGAGAGGGACGCUAUUGACAUCAUCUCAGACCUGGAGUCAUGGAACGAGGAACUAUCCCAGCAGAGUGACUUUGACACAGAGGACCUGACGCUGGCUGAGCAGAGGCUACAACACCAUGCAGACAAAGCGCUUACUAUGAACAACCUCACCUUUGACGUCAUCCAUCAGGGACAAGAGUUGCUGCAGUAUGUCACAGAAGUCCAGGCGUCUGGUGUGGAGCUGUUAUGCGACAGAGAUGUGGACAUGGCCACACGUGUCCAGGACCUGCUGGAGUUUCUCCAUGAGAAGCAGCAGGAGUUGGACCUGGCAGCAGAGCAGCACAGGAGACAUCUGGAGCAGUGUGUCCAAUUAAGGCAUCUGCAGGCUGAAGUCAAACAGGUGCUGGGUUGGAUCCGUAAUGGCGAGUCCAUGCUGAACGCUGGUCUGAUCACAGCCAGUUCCUUACAAGAAGCCGAACAGUUGCAGAAGGAACAUGAACAAUUCCAACAUGCAAUAGAGAAAACCCAUCAGAGCGCGCUGCAGGUACAGCAGAAGGCUGAAGCCUUACUCCAGGCAAACCACUAUGACAUGGAUAUGAUCCGAGACUGCGCAGAGAAGGUGGCAGACCACUGGCAGCAGCUGAUGCUCAAGAUGGAGGACCGACUUAAGCUGGUUAAUGCUUCUGUGGCAUUCUACAAGACCUCUGAACAGGUGUGCAGUGUGUUAGAAAGCCUGGAGCAGGAGUAUAAGAGAGAAGAGGACUGGUGUGGUGGUGCUGAUAAACUGGGCCCGAACAGCGAUUCAGACCACGUCACCCCCAUGAUCAGCAAACAUCUGGAGCAGAAAGAGGCCUUUCUCAAGGCCUGUACAUUAGCCAGGCGUAAUGCUGAUGUCUUCUUGAAGUACCUGCACAGGAACAGUGUCAACAUGCCCGGCAUGUUGUCCCAUGUUAAAGCUCCAGAGACUCAGGUUAAGAACAUCUUGAAUGAGUUGCUGCAGAGAGAGAACAGAGUGCUCCAUUUCUGGACCAUGAGGAAGCGGAGGCUGGAUCAGUGCCAGCAAUAUGUAGUGUUUGAACGCAGCGCCAAACAGGCCCUGGAGUGGAUUCAUGACACUGGGGAGUUUUACCUGUCCACACACACAUCCACCGGCUCCAGCAUUCACCACACACAGGAGCUGCUAAAAGAGCACGAAGACUUCCAGAUCACAGCAAAGCAAACCAAAGAACGGGUAAAGCUGUUGAUCCAGCUGGCGGAUGGGUUUUGUGACAAGGGCCAUGCCCAUGCCCUGGAGAUAAAGAAAUGGGUGUCCUCAGUGGACAAGCGCUACAGGGACUUCUCUCUCCGUAUGGACAAAUACCGAACCUGCCUGGAAACUGCGCUUGGCAUUUCUUCAGACUCCAACAAGGCUAGCAAAGAGCUGCAACUGGACAUCAUCCCAGCCAGUGCUCCAGGGUCAGAGGUCAAGUUGAGGGAUGCUGCCCAUGAACUCAACGAGGAGAAGAGGAAGUCAGCGCGAAGGAAAGAAUUUAUAAUGGCUGAGCUGAUUCAGACAGAGAAAGCCUACGUCAGAGACCUACGGGAGUGUAUGGAUACAUACCUGUGGGAGAUGACCAGCGGUGUGGAGGAGAUUCCUCCUGGAAUUGUCAACAAGGAACACAUCAUCUUUGGGAACAUGCAGGACCUCUACGAGUUUCAUCACAAUAUCUUCCUAAAGGAGUUGGAGAAGUAUGAGCAGCUUCCAGAGGAUGUCGGCCAUUGUUUCGUGACUUGGGCUGAUAAGUUCCAGAUGUAUGUGAACUACUGUAAGAACAAGCCUGACUCCACUCAACUCAUCCUGGAACAUGCUGGACCCUACUUUGAUGAAAUCCAGCAAAGACAUCGCCUGGCGAACUCCAUCUCCUCUUACCUGAUCAAACCAGUCCAGAGAAUCACUAAAUACCAGCUCCUUCUCAAGGAGUUGUUGACAUGCUGUGAGGAGGGUAAAGGUGAGAUAAAGGAUGGUCUUGAAGUCAUGCUCAGUGUCCCCAAGAGAGCCAACGAUGCCAUGCACCUCUCUAUGCUGGAUGGGUUUGAUGGUAACAUAGACUCCCAGGGAGAGUUGAUACUUCAGGAGUCCUUCCAGGUAUGGGAUCCCAAGACUCUGAUCCGGAAGGGUCGCGACCGACACCUCUUCCUCUUCGAGAUGUCCCUGGUCCUUAGCAAAGAAGUAAAAGACUCCAACGGGCGCAGCAAGUACCUCUACAAGAGCAAGCUCUUUACAUCAGAGCUUGGAGUGACAGAACAUGUGGAAGGAGAUCCUUGUAAGUUUGCCUUGUGGGUGGGCAGAACCCCGACUUCAGACAACAAGAUCGUCCUCAAGGCUUCAAGUAUUGAGAACAAGCAGGACUGGAUCAAACACAUUCGGGAGGUCAUCCAGGAGCGAACUGUCCACCUGCGUGGAGCUCUGAAGGAGCCCAUCCAUAUCCCUAAAGCCACCACAGCUAAACAUAAAGGCAGACGGGACGGAGAGGAGCUGGACAGCCAGGGAGAUGCCAGCAGCCAACCGGAUACCAUCUCCAUCGCCUCACGUACAUCCCAGAACACACUGGACAGUGAUAAGCUGUCCGGUGGCUGUGAGUUGACAGUGGUGAUCCAUGACUUUAUUGCCAGUAAUGGCAGCAGCAGCGGGGAGCUGACGGUGCGGCGAGGCCAGACUGUGGAGGUUCUGGAGCGACUCCACGACAAGCCGGACUGGUGCCUGGUGAGGACCACCGAUCGCUCUCCAGCCCAGGAGGGCAUCGUUCCCUGCUCCAUGCUCUGUAUCGCUCACUCCAGGUCCUCCAUGGAGAUGGAGGGGCUCUUCAACCACAAAGACACCUUGUCUGUAUCCAGUAACGACGCCCUACACCCAGGCUCCAGCCAGACGCUGGGUCCUCACAGCUCACCAGGACCCAAACGUCCUGGGAACACCUUACGGAAGUGGCUGACCAGCCCAGUGCGGCGGCUGAGCUCCGGCAAAGCUGAUGGCCACGUCAAGAAGCUCGCCCACAAGCACAAGAAGAACCGGGAAGUUACAAGGAAGAACAUGGACACAAUGGCCGGCUCGCAGAAGGACUCUGACGACAGCGCCGCCACGCCACAGGACGAGACACUGGAAGAACGAAUGCGUAAUGAGGGGCUGAGCAGCGGUACCCUGUCCAAGUCUUCUUCAUCAGGCAUGCAGAGCUGCGGUGAGGAGGAAGGAGAGGAGGGGGCCGAUGCCGUCCCUCUACCUCCACCUAUGGCCAUCCAGCAACACAGCCUGCUGCAGCCCGACUCCCAGGACGACAAGUCUGCAUCUCGUCUGUCCGCUCGUCCCAACAGUUCAGAGACACCCAGUGCUGCUGAACUGGUCAGUGCCAUCGAAGAGCUGGUGAAGAGCAAGAUGUCACUGGAGGAUCGUCCCAGCUCUCUGUCGGUAGAGCAGGGCGACAGCAGCUCUCCCUCCUUCAACCCCUCUGACAACUCCCUCCUCUCCUCCUCCUCACCCAUCGAUGAGUUGGAUGAGCGCAAGUCUGGCUUCUUCAAGAGAAGACAUUAUGUGCUUCUGGAGCUGGUGGAGACUGAGAGAGACUAUGUCAGAGAUCUGGGAUCAGUGGUGGAGGGCUACAUGAGCAGGAUGAAAGAAGAAGGAGUUCCAGAUGACAUGAGAGGAAAAGACAAGAUCGUCUUUGGAAACAUCCAUCAGAUCUAUGACUGGCACAAAGAUCUUUUCCUUGGAGAGCUUGAGAAGUGUUUAGAGGAUCCUGACAGGCUGGCUCCUUUAUUUAUCAAACAGGAGCGCAGGCUACACAUGUACAUCGUGUACUGCCAGAACAAACCUAAAUCUGAGCACAUUGUGUCAGAGUACAUUGACACUUACUUUGAAGACCUCAAGCAGCGAUUGGGCCACAGAUUGCAGAUUACUGACCUGCUAAUCAAACCCGUCCAACGUAUAAUGAAGUACCAGUUACUACUGAAGGAUCUUCUCAAAAUUUCUAAGAAAGCUGGAGUGGAUACGACAGAGCUGGAGAAAGCUGUAGAGGUGAUGUGUGUGGUCCCCAAGCGCUGCAAUGACAUGAUGAAUGUUGGGCGCCUUCAAGGCUUCGAUGGUAAAAUUGUGGCACAGGGCAGAUUGCUCUUACAAGACACCUUCAUGGUGGCAGACCAGGAUGGAGGACUUCUGUCCAGGAUGAAAGAGAGGAGAGUCUUCCUGUUUGAGCAGAUUGUCAUCUUCAGCGAGCCCAUAGACAAAAAGAAGGGUUUCUCUUCCCCUGGCUACCUCUUCAAGAACAACAUCAAGGUGAGCUGGUUGGGUUUAGAAGAAAAUGCAGACGACCCCUGCAAGUUCACGCUCACCUCCAGAUCAUCGAGUGGCAGCCUGGAGCGAUACACCCUCCAUUCAAUGAGCCCUGGAGUCAGUCAAGUCUGGGUCCACCAGGUCAGCCAGAUACUGGAGAACCAGCGAAAUUUCCUCAAUGCUCUGACAUCCCCCAUAGAGUACCAGAGGAACCACGUGGGUGGUGGCGGGCCAGGCGGUUCACCCAGCAGUAGCAGCAGUAGUACUGGAGGCCUGCCAGGAGGCAGCAGCUCCAACAGUACCUCCAACAUGGGUGGGGGAGGUGGCGGCGGUGGCUCUGGAGGAUCAGGGAGCAGCUCCUCUUCUCUGUGCGGCCCUCGCUCCCGACCCUCCCGCAUCCCCCAGCCAUCCUCACGCCUCCCCCAGCCCGUCCACCACCACCAUCCCCCUGGCCCUGAGGGGCCCGACAGAUCAGCAGGUAUGUGGUCACCCUGCCACCCUCCGUCCCCUCAGUCCCUCCCCUCUAACCCCUACUCAGACACAACCACAAAUGGAGAGGUGUUGGCCUCAGAGGUCCCUAAGAUGAGGAUGCUGAAUAGUCCUCAUGGAAGUAACAGUAAUAACAGUAACAGAGCAUCAGACAGCAUGGAGGCCAAUGUCAGACCGGGUCUGGGGGGCUAUGAAGAAAACCAGAAACAUCAAACAGCUGGAAUACCACAGAUGGCUGUGGCUCCUCUUAAUUUGCCCCUAAAAAGCCCUCGGGCUGGGACAGUUUCUCCUCUGAUUUCACCUCUGUCCCCUGGAGGUGGAGGAAAGGAAGCAUUUGUCCCCUCUAGCCCAGCCCAUAAAGGUAACUCUUUCUGGGCUAUGGUCCCUGCUGUGCCUCCCUCUCCCGCCAGCUGGGCUGGUUCCUUCUCCUACCCCAGUGACAGUGGUGGGGGAGGGGACUCUUUGGGCAGAGGAAGCCAUGGGACGCCCUCUCAUCACCGCCACUCCACCCACAGUAAGGACAUAGACCGCAUGAGCACCUGCUCCUCCACCAGCGAGCAGUCCAUACACUCCACCCAGAGCAACGGGAGUGAAAGCAGUAGCAGCAGCAGUGUGUCCACUAUGUUGGUGACCCAGGACUAUGUGGCAGUGAAGGAGGAUGAGAUCAGUGUGGUGCAGGGUGAGGUGGUCCAAAUGCUAGCCAGCAACCAGCAAAACAUGUUCCUGGUGUACCGAGCCUCCAAUGAGCACUGCCCUGCCGCUGAGGGCUGGAUCCCUGGCUAUGUAUUAGGACAUACCUCAACCUCAAUCACACCCGAACUCCCUGAAGGAACCAUCAAAAAAUCAUUAUCAUGGCACACAGCACUCCGUAUUCGCCGAAAGUCUGAGAAAAGAGACAAAGAGGGGAGAAAGAUGGAAAACGGCUAUCGCAAGUCUCAGGACUGCCUGGCCAACAAAGUCUCUGUCAAGCUUCUAAAUCCCAACUUCAUCCAUGAUGCUCUUCCAGAGUUCCUGAUCCCUGUUAGGGAUGUAGCUUGUGAGGGUGGCGACAGUGUUACUUUCAAGUGCAAAGUGUGUGGUCGACCCCGGGCCACCGUCACGUGGCGGGGACCUGACAACAACACUCUGAGCAACAACGGACAGUACAGCAUCACUUACAGUGAGACAGGAGAGGCAGCUCUCCGUAUCCUGGGAGUGUCUGUAGAGGACAGUGGUGUGUACACCUGUGUUGCCACAAAUGUGGCAGGCUCCGUCACUUCCUCCGCCAGCCUCAGAGUCUCAGUAACCCCUGAUGAUGGCAGUGAAGUAAUCUGGAAAAGCAGCUUUGAGUCCCACUACACAGAGAUCACUGAACUAGGAAGGGGCCGGUUCUCAGUGACUAAGCGGUGUGACCAGAGAGGGAGUAAACGGACAGUUGCAGUGAAACACAUUAACAAGAAGCUGCUGCGUCGAGAGCAGGUGCUGCAGGAGGUCAGACUCCUCCAGACUCUGGACCAUCCCAACCUGGUCAAGCUGCUGGACACGUAUGAGACGGCCAACAGCUACGUACUUGUACAAGAGCUGGCAGACCAGGGACGUUUCCUGGACUAUGUAGUGAGCUGGGGCAACCUUACAGAGGAGAAGGUGGCUCUCUACCUCAGAGAUAUUCUUGAAGCUCUCCACUACCUGCACAGCUGGAGGAUAGCACACCUUGAUCUCAAACCAGAGAACAUUGUGGUGGAACAUGCGUCUUCCCAGCCAGUGAUCAAGCUGACAGACUUUGGCGAUGCCAUUCAGCUGAACCCUUCCUCCUUCUACAUCCAUCCUCUCCUGGGGAGCCCAGAGUUUUCUGCUCCUGAGCUGAUCCUGGGUCAGCCUGCCUCACUGAUGUCUGACCUUUGGAGCUUAGGGGUGGUGACCUACGUUGUACUUAGUGGGGCCUCUCCCUUCCUGGACGAAAGUUUGGAGGAGACGUGUCUGAACAUCUGUCGCCUGGACUUCAGCUUCCCCGAGGACUACUUCCAGGGUGUGAGCCCAGCUGCCAGGGACUUUGUCUGCCUGCUGCUCCAGGGCGAGCCGGAACGACGGCCCUCUGCAGCGUCCUGCCUGCAGGAGCCCUGGCUCCAGCCUCGAGAUGUGAUAAACUUUGACGCUGGCCAUGCCACCUUAAAUCCUACGCAGCCACCGCCGCUGCCAACAUCUCAGAAUCAUCACACCUCACAUCUGGAUACCUCCAGACUCAUUUCCUUCAUCGAGAGACGGAAACACCAGAACGAUGUUCGGCCCAUUGGCACCAUUAAGGCCUUCCUUCACAGCCGCCUGCUCAACCACGUCUAACAAACAGCUCACUAGGUAGAUGUAGGGUUGGGUAUCGUUUGCUUUUUUUUCGAUUCCGGUGCCAAAUCGAUACUUUUAAAACAGUGCCGGUGCC
Messenger RNA from Perca flavescens (yellow perch), 9657 nucleotides. RefSeq names its product trio Rho guanine nucleotide exchange factor b (gene triob). Gene Ontology annotation, cellular component: extrinsic component of membrane; cytoplasm. The record is from RefSeq and is a predicted model, not a curated record. Gene Ontology annotation, biological process: axon guidance; protein phosphorylation. Gene Ontology annotation, molecular function: guanyl-nucleotide exchange factor activity; protein kinase activity; ATP binding. The coding region runs from base 78 to 9563 and encodes 3161 amino acids. NCBI's taxonomy places the organism in Eukaryota, Metazoa, Chordata, Actinopteri, Perciformes, Percidae. The transcript is spliced from 62 exons.